Molecule: messenger RNA, 2124 nt
Organism: Arabidopsis lyrata subsp. lyrata
Lineage: Eukaryota; Viridiplantae; Streptophyta; Magnoliopsida; Brassicales; Brassicaceae
Product: nicotinate phosphoribosyltransferase 2
Exons: 15
Coding region: 175-1836 (553 amino acids)
Biological process (GO): NAD+ biosynthetic process
Molecular function (GO): nicotinate phosphoribosyltransferase activity
Source: RefSeq, a predicted model, not a curated record
CUUUAAGAAGACUAGGUCAAAAGUUCAAAACAUGUUUUGCAUUUUGUGUGGUUGUCGUCACUUUAAAGUUUUUCUUUUUCUUUUCCUUUGACCACUCCAAUAGACACAACAAAAACCAGUGUUCCUCGUUCAUUCACGCGCUCGUAAUCACACACUCAUACACAAACGAAGACAAUGGAGAACGGCUCAGAAUUGGGUCAGAUCAUUGACGGACCAACCAAUCCAAUGGUCACACCUUUACUCAAUGAUCUUUACCAAUUCACCAUGGCUUAUGCUUAUUGGAAAGCUGGCAAACACAACGAACGAUCCGUCUUCGAUCUGUAUUUUCGUAAGAACCCAUUUGGUGGUGAAUACACAGUGUUUGCUGGAUUAGAAGAGUGUGUUAAGUUCUUAGCCAAUUUCAAAUUGAGUGAUGAAGAAAUCGAUUUCGUUCGUGAUUGCUUGCCUGGAUCUGAGGAAGCUUUUGGCGAUUAUCUUAGAGGGCUUGAUUGUUCUGAUGUUGAAGUUUAUGCGAUUCCGGAAGGAUCAGUUGUUUUUCCUAAAGUACCUCUUAUGAGAGUUGAAGGACCUGUUGGUGUUGUUCAAUUGUUGGAAACUCCAUUCCUCAAUCUUGUCAAUUUUGCAUCUUUGGUAGCUACUAACGCAGCUAGGCAUCGCUUUGUUGCCGGAAAAUCUAAGAGUCUACUCGAGUUUGGUGCUCGAAGGGCUCAGGGACCCGAUGGUGCAAUAAGCGCAUCGAAAUAUUGCUACCUUGGGGGUUUUGACGCAACGAGUAAUGUAGCAGCUGGAAAACUUUUUGGGAUACCUCUCCGUGGGACACACUCCCAUGCUUAUGUUAGCUCAUUCAUGAGCACUGAUGAGAUUGUUGACAAAGUACUUCGCAGUGCUGAUGGGAAAACCACGUGCGAGGAUUUUGUCAGUCAUGUUCAGACAUGGUUAAAAAAGAUUCAGUAUUCACCAUCUCUAAGUGGCAUUUUCUCUGAGACGAAUCAAAGCGAGCUAGCAGCAUUCACCUCAUAUGCGCUGGCAUUCCCCAAAACUUUUCUUGCCCUCGUAGAUACAUACGAUGUGAUGAAGAGUGGAAUCCCUAACUUCUGUGCAGUUGCUUUAGCACUCAAUGACUUUGGAUAUAAAGCAUUAGGUAUUAGACUGGAUUCAGGUGACUUAGCUUAUCUAUCUAGAGAGGCUAGGAAUUUCUUCUGCACGGUAGAGAGAGAACUAAAAGUGCCCGGUUUUGGGAAGAUGGUCGUCACCGCUAGUAAUGAUCUUAAUGAAGAGACGAUUGACGCUUUAAAUAAACAGGGACAUGAGGUGGAUGCUUUUGGCAUCGGGACCUACUUAGUCACUUGCUAUUCGCAAGCAGCCUUAGGUUGUGUUUUCAAACUUGUGGAGAUAAACAAUCAGCCUCGGAUUAAACUUUCUGAAGAUGUUACGAAGGUAUCGAUACCGUGUAAAAAGCGAAGUUACAGAUUAUACGGGAAAGAAGGUUACCCUCUUGUGGAUAUAAUGACUGGAGAGAAUGAACCACCUCCAAAGGUUGGUGAGCGUUUACUAUGUCGCCACCCAUUCAAUGAAUCUAAAAGAGCAUAUGUAGUGCCACAACGUGUCGAAGAGCUCCUCAAAUGUUAUUGGCGUGGAAGUGCAGAUGAAGCAAGAGAAGAAUUACCGCCUUUGAAAGAGAUAAGAGACCGUUGCAUCAAACAGCUCGAAAACAUGCGACCUGAUCAUAUGAGGAGAUUAAACCCAACUCCUUAUAAGGUAAGUGUAAGCGCGAAGCUGUACGAUUUCAUCCACUUCUUAUGGCUCAACGAAGCACCUGUUGGUGAAUUGCAGUGACAGAACAAACAAAAAGAAGAAUCUGGUUUUGAGUAAUGUAUAUAGAUUUAUAUACCACAACAUCACAAAUACGCAUUUCUUUCACUAAGUUUCAUUUCUUAGAACAUUUUGAUGAUCUCAUACUUUAUUGUCGUAGUAAGUUUCAUCUUCUUACUGAGGAAAGAAACUCUCUGCGUUCAUUGGAACUUUGUUUACAACUGAUUCAAUAAGAUUAUAUUUACCGCUGUAAACAUACUAGAAACUGUAAAAAUUUAUUUUACUCAAGUCAAGGAUUUUGGAUCAGAUAUA